AUGUCAAAAUCAGAACAGGAGUGGAAAGCGAUUCUCUCCCCGGAGCAAUUUAGAGUCUUAAGACAGCAAGGAACAGAGGCACCUUAUAGUGGCGAAUACACAUCGACACCAGCUAGCAAAACGGGAGUAUAUGAGUGUGUUGCAUGUCAUCAACCUAUUUACAAAGCUCUGACCAAGUUCAGCUCUAAUUGUGGCUGGCCUGCCUUUUAUGAGGCAAUUCCAAAUUCCAUCAAGGUCAACCGCGAUGAAUCGUUUGGUAUGGUAAGAGAAGAAAUGCGGUGCUCUAAUUGCGGAGGUCACCUUGGGCAUAUAUUUAGGGGCGAGGGCUAUCAAACUCCGACAGAUGAAAGACACUGUGUGAAUAGCAUUUGCUUGAAAUUCAAACCAGAAUGA
This is a messenger RNA of Priceomyces carsonii, 393 nucleotides long. Its product is annotated as peptide-methionine (R)-S-oxide reductase. Lineage: Eukaryota; Fungi; Ascomycota; Pichiomycetes; Serinales; Debaryomycetaceae. Gene Ontology annotation, molecular function: peptide-methionine (R)-S-oxide reductase activity. The record is from RefSeq and is a predicted model, not a curated record. Bases 1 to 393 code for a protein of 130 amino acids. Gene Ontology annotation, biological process: protein repair; response to oxidative stress. The transcript has a single exon.